CUUCGAUCUCGCAUCUCUCGAUCAUCGCUUUCUCUCUCGUUUCACUGCUCUGAAAACCCUAGCAAUGGCGACCGAAGAGCCCACCACCGGCCUCGCCACGGAGGCAAUAGCUGAUCCGGCACCGGACGUGACUGUUCCAGACGUAGCCUCCGCCGACGAUGUCGCCGGCAAGCCGGUGAAAGCAAGGAAAGCGAAGGAACCGAAGGCUAAGAAGGCUGCUGGUCCUAAGAAGGGUCCUAGCCAUCCCCCGUAUCUCGAGAUGAUCGGGGAGGCAAUCACGACGCUGAAGGAACGCACUGGAUCAAGCCAAUACGCUAUCGGAAAGUUCAUCGAAGAUAAGCACAAGAACAAGCUUCCUCCCAACUUCGCCAAGCUUCUUCUUGUUCGGCUCCGCAAGCUCACCGCCUCCGGCAAACUCACCAAGGUCAAGAACUCGUACAAGAUCCCUUCGGCUUCCAAGACCCCCGCGGCCCCCGCCGCCGCUGUCGCUCCGGCGAAGCUGAAGUCGAAGCCGAAGCCAAAGCCAACUGUCGCGAAGAUUAAGACUGCUGCAAAGCCGAAAGACAAGGCCAAGCCCAAGUCCGUAGCGGCUAAGCCGAAGUCGAAACCGAAGCCAGCUGCAGCCGCUAAGCCGAAGCCAGCAGCAGCUAAGCCGAAGCCGAAGGCAGCGCCUGCUGCCAAGGCAGCUGCCAAACCCAAAGCGGCCGCUAAAGUCACUAAGCCGAAGCCAAAGGCUCGCCCGGCUAAAGCCGCCAAAACCUCCGCCAAGGACACCCCGUCUAGAAAGGCUGUGGCUAAGCCGGCUUCUUCCAAGAAGGCUGCUGCGGCUCCGGUGGCUAAGAAGCCAAAAGCCGUGAAGCCGGUGGCAAAGUCUCCGGUCAAGAAGACUCCGGCGAGAAAGGCGAAGAAGUAGGGCCAUAUAUAAUUCCAAUAGACUUUUUUUUAAUAUUUGUUUACUUUUUUUAGGUUUUUACUUCAGCGGUUACUCUUUGUAAAAUAGGUCGUGUUUGCAAGGGUAGUUAUGUAAUUUCGUUUGAUGUUUAGAAGUUGGGCUUUAUAAGAUGAGAAGAUGAGAUUGUUCUGUUUCUGUUUUU
This is a messenger RNA of Dioscorea cayenensis subsp. rotundata (Guinea yam), 1094 nucleotides long. Its product is annotated as histone H1-like. Gene Ontology annotation, biological process: chromosome condensation; nucleosome assembly; negative regulation of DNA recombination. Gene Ontology annotation, cellular component: nucleus; nucleosome. Bases 65 to 913 code for a protein of 282 amino acids. Lineage: Eukaryota; Viridiplantae; Streptophyta; Magnoliopsida; Dioscoreales; Dioscoreaceae. Gene Ontology annotation, molecular function: structural constituent of chromatin; nucleosomal DNA binding; double-stranded DNA binding. The record is from RefSeq and is a predicted model, not a curated record. The transcript is spliced from 2 exons.